CAAGAAUUUCAUCAGUUGCUGCUGUGAAAUGGAUUGGCUAUAGUUGAAAUGAGUUAUUAAUGAAGAGUAUUUUCAUGAGGGUUUUGUUCUGCAAGAUCCAUUGUCCUUCAUUCAUUUGCUUCUGCAAGCCCUCUGCUGCUCACCUUUACACUCCAGGGCCAUUGAAAUUGGAAAAUACGCAUGGACUCUCAUCAGCCGUGUGUGCUACAGAUGCAUCUGAUCAUAUAGCUCGUGGAACCAAUGAGGUCAAAGAAGAGAAUUCAGAGGGGAAACAAGAAGCUGAGGAUGUUCCCAGAAGCUGUAUUAGGAAGGCCCCUUUGGAAUCGGGUGCUCCGAAAAAGGCCGAGAAGAAGCGAGUUCAAUGGUUGGAUAACUUUGGGAAAGAACUAGUUGAGAUCAAAGAAUUUGAAUCCAGUGAAACAGGCGAUAUUGACAACGAAGAAUACAAUAGGGGUUGUGCUUGCAUUAUUCUAUGAUACUGCUUAACCGGCUUCAAACAGCAAAUUCCUGCAGUGGCUACAGUCUAGUUCAGGAGUGACCACAAAAAAGAAUGAUGAUAAGAAAGCUUUAUGCUCGCAAUUACAUUCUACAAAAUUUGGACUUGAUUCACAAAAGAAUUGUGCCAGAGAAAAUCUCAUCUUCUCGUUGCCUAUUUGUACUAUGCUGUAGGCUCUGAACUCGGAAUAAAGAACUUUUUGUGGGAGUUCAGCUUAAACAAUUGCCAUCCAUUUGUAAGAAGUAAAGCCAUUGUUUCAGUCAACAACUAUAUUUAAUUCUUCUUCUG
Messenger RNA from Ilex paraguariensis (yerba mate), 784 nucleotides. Lineage: Eukaryota; Viridiplantae; Streptophyta; Magnoliopsida; Aquifoliales; Aquifoliaceae. The record is from the annotation of a GenBank genome assembly.